AUAGAAUACAUCUGCAAAUCUUCCACUCGAUUCCUCGUCUCGGCCGCCGCCGCGCUCUCGGCUGCAAAUCUUCCCGUCGAUUCGUCGUUUUCUCCAACACCCUGACGUCGCCACCUCUCCUGCCCCAAUGCACCGCCUCUCCUCUCUCUCGCGACCUCUCCUCUUCCUCUCUUUCAUGGCCCCUGCUCCGCCUCCACCAGCGCUCGCAAGACGAGUUUUCCCACUCCUUGCGGCUCCCAGUCCACCCGUCCAUCGUGUUUCCCGAUUUCCUCAUGCAUCUCGGAACAUGGCCAGCGUCGGUGAAGCAAAAGGCUAUGAGUAUGAGUCUGGUAAGCAAGACAUGCGAUUGCUCACCUCUUCUAGCAAUAACCGCCCUGUCAUCACUGAAGGCAUGAACGAUAUAGAGACGAUUGGCAUACCUAAGGCUCUCGUUGCUCACUGUGGUAAGACAACCUUGGAGGUUAGAGAUAUUAUAGAUGGCAAACAUUAUGUAGGGGAGAAAAAUGGCGCCUUUUGUGAGGAAGACGGCAGGAUCACAACCAAUGAUCACAAGGGAGUAAUCAUGGUCAGUGAUGAUGAAGAUAUGCCUUCGUACCCUAUCGAGGAUGUAUUCCCUUUGCAUUUUGUUCCAAAUAGCCGUCACCGUACUGGUUCUAUAUACAAGAGCAAAAAUAUUUGGACGGAAAAGUACCGUAUCAUGGACCAUAAUGAGACUUGGUUGGAGGCAAGAGAUUGCUGUAUCCGCGAUGGAACUUGCAUCAAGCAUGUACCAACGUGCAUGCUGCAAAUUUGCUCAUUAAAGUUGGCUAAAAGUCCGGUGGAUUGUGGAUCAAUACAACUGUAUGGAUACAUAGCAGUACGGGAUGAUUUGAAUCCAUUGCGAAAUUAUGUGGUCAACAUUAGCAGGGAUGAUCCCAUCGUCAUUGAAAAGGGCUCUCUCAUCAACAUGAGUGGCCCUAAGCGAGGAAUAGGUUUAUGUGCCUAUACUCUAAUCGAAUAUGACAUGAAGAUCAAGACAGGCGAACGAGAAAGAGAUGAUCCACAGUUGAUUGAUGGUCUAUCAGCCAUAGAAUUCAUGGAAAUGUGGAAAUGUCGUACACUGACAGAACGCAUCCAUGGGGAUUGUGGUGCUGUUGACAUAACUCUAUUAUUCCUUGAGAAUGCCGUUGAGGCAACUGUAGAAGUUCUCAUAUCAGAAGUGCAAAGCAGUUUCAAUUUGCGUCUCGGUUGUUUUAUAAGCAAAUUCAAUGAAGAAAUCCAGCUAUUUGAUGGCGCCAUUGAUGGGUCACCUGUCUUGAAGAGGUCUGUGGUUGCUGCCGUCAUGCAUUCUUGGAUGCAUUUGAAGCUCAAGGCUGGCACAGAGUCCUCCAGUUCUGCUGAACAUUGUUGUUCCUUCAAGGUGAACAACCAUGGGCUAGCUACUCAUGAGAUAAAGUCUGAUUUUGCGUUGAUCUUAGUGAAGGUCACUUGGUCGACUUUGCCUUGGGGCCGCUAGGCUUAUUCUGGUUCAUCUCAAUGUGAUAUAAGCUUUGUGAAAUAAUUGAGUUUGUGGUGAGUGGGCCGAGAUAUGAAGUUAGGCAGUCUAGAGUCUGCAUUUGUGGAACAAUUAAGCAAGCAAACACUGUACGAAUAAAAUCAUUUCUGCCUAAGUUUUAGUGUUGCAAACUUGUGUUGUAAUCAAACUGUUGCGAGAAGCAAGUCUUUGUACUUUUUGUUU
Molecule: messenger RNA, 1717 nt
Organism: Brachypodium distachyon (stiff brome)
Lineage: Eukaryota; Viridiplantae; Streptophyta; Magnoliopsida; Poales; Poaceae
Exons: 4
Coding region: 128-1495 (455 amino acids)
Source: RefSeq, a predicted model, not a curated record